CCUGGUGGACCCGAUCUCCAACCAAAAAGCCCUAAAAGAUCUUUAGAUUCCGUCAUUAAAAUACCUUCCCUAUUGAAUUCUCGAAUCGAAUCCACAAUCCCGAGAUUUUUUCCUCUGCAAAAAACCGUCCAGGAUUCGACUCCAAGCAUCGAAUUCGUGAGCCGAGGGGGAGAUCCCGGGGAAUGCACUCCCUGGAGACAUAGAGCAUCGGAUUCGCGCUUUGUUGUGGUGAGGUUUUGUAUUUUGGGGCGCAAAGUUUUGAUUUUUGAGGUGCUGGGAGGGCCAUGGCGGUGCACUUGGGGUCGGUGCCGAUCAAACUUGGGGUCCUCUCGGAGUCUGAUCACAUGUCGGUGGCGUCGAUCAAUCUCUUCGUGGCGCUGCUGUGCGCGUGUAUAGUGAUCGGCCACUUGCUGGAGGAGAAUCGGUGGAUGAACGAGUCCAUCACUGCCCUUCUUAUCGGGCUGGGCACUGGAGUGAUUAUUCUUCUAACUACUAAAGGAAAGAGUUCGCAUCUUCGAGUCUUCAGUGAAGAACUCUUCUUCAUAUACUUGCUUCCGCCAAUUAUUUUCAAUGCUGGGUUUCAAGUAAAAAAGAAACGGUUCUUCCGCAACUUCAUGACAAUUAUGCUGUUUGGUGCAGUUGGAACACUGAUCUCCUUUAUUAUUAUUUCACUUGGAGCAAUAGGAAUAAUUAAAAAAAUGGAUAUAGGUGUUCUGGAAAUUGGAGAUUAUCUUGCAGUUGGAGCGAUCUUUUCUGCAACAGAUUCUGUUUGCACCUUGCAGGUUCUCAGUCAGGAUGAGACGCCUUUACUUUAUAGCCUGGUUUUUGGCGAAGGUGUUGUAAAUGAUGCCACUUCAAUAGUGCUUUUUAAUGCAAUCCAAAACUUUGAUCUAGGAAAUAUUGAUGCUGUUACUGUUUUGAAGUUUGUUGCAAACUUCUUUUCUCUAUUCUUUACCAGCACUUUUCUUGGAGCAUUUGCUGGAUUGUUUAGUGCUUAUAUCAUCAAAAAGUUGUAUUUUGGCAGACAUUCUACUGAUCGUGAAGUUGCAAUUAUGAUACUUAUGGCUUACCUUUCCUAUAUGCUGGCAGAAGUGAGUGUCUUCUUUUAAAUCAACAAACAUAUUUAGAAACAGUCUGGCUUUCCCUUGUCUCCAUGAUGCU
Messenger RNA from Phoenix dactylifera (date palm), 1161 nucleotides. The record is from RefSeq and is a predicted model, not a curated record. NCBI's taxonomy places the organism in Eukaryota, Viridiplantae, Streptophyta, Magnoliopsida, Arecales, Arecaceae.